CAUGCCGCCUUAUCAUUAUUAAUCAACGACUCCAUCCAACUGGCUACCGGUAGCUAGAGACCUUUGAUUGUGCGGAUAACGAGAUAUCGAUUGACAUGUGGCGGCACUUUAUCAUUUCACUGAUUGGCUGUAUCUCUGUGGCCAAUGCGUUUUCCUCUACUCGUGCGCGGUUGCUGCCCUUGACACAACCAUCGAAUGCUGCUCGGUCUUGUGCAUCCAAGUCAUCGACCGCUCUCCUUGUUGGUUUGACGCUUUAUGGCUCUCAGGGGAGCAGAUCCCCACUGGUGAACUGGGCAGCUUAUGAGCUGGGACUGGAUUUUACCAUGGGUGAUCUCGCCAAGAAUCCUCAUCCAUUUGGUCAGAUUCCAUGUCUUGUGGAUACCGACAAAGACGCGACGGUUUUCGAAUCCGGGGCAAUUUUGCUGUACAUGACUACCCUUGCCAGCAAAGACGACAAAAAAAGCCAAGCAGAAGUGUAUUCCUGGGUUUGUUGGGCCAAUGCGUCUUUGGAUCCAAUCUGUUUUCUAGAGACACCCGACGGCAAAGUUUACGAUACUGGAUUGAAAAACUCCAACAAUAAACGCAUCCGACAAUUGGACCAAAUCUUGGACCAACGACAAUACUUGGUAUCGGAGGACAAGUUUUCAGUGGCCGACGUGGCCGUGGCGUCCUACUUACUCUAUGUGAUCCAAUUCUUUCCCGAUAUUGACUUGUCGCCAUGGCCCGGCAUUGUGCGAUAUUUGAAAGAUUGUGUCUCUCGUGAAGCCUAUGCCAAGGCAUUUGGACCUCCCGUCCAGGCUUUUUUGGUGGAGAAACUAGAGAACAUGGGCAACAAGGACAAAAAGUUGUUUGGAAUGUUCUAA
Seminavis robusta is the source of this 863-nucleotide messenger RNA. The record is from the annotation of a GenBank genome assembly. NCBI's taxonomy places the organism in Eukaryota, Bacillariophyta, Bacillariophyceae, Naviculales, Naviculaceae.